CGUCACGGAACCGCGCCUGACGUCACCGCCUCACCUGAGUUUCGGAGGACGGUGAAACUUUCGAGCAGAGAUUGAAACUCACACGAAACGCGCUUCACGCGCCGUUCACACGGACUCACAGCCAGCGCGUUAAUCUGAUUUACGACCGGUUUAUGACCACUUAAACCCGGUUUAUUCACAAAGCAGCUCGUUUUGGUGGUAGAGGCCUCAGGACUGCUGUUUUUUUCCUGCUUUGACUCCCAAACGCUUCCUGAAACCCUCAGGUGGUCAUGUCGUCUCAUCCUCGCCGGGUUCGGCUCAAGCCCUGGCUGGUGUCUCAGGUGGACAACGGGACGUUUCCGGGUCUGAUCUGGCUGAACCGCGAGACUAAACGCUUCCAGAUCCCGUGGAAGCACGCCACGCGCCACACGCCGCAGCAGGAGGAGGAGAACACCAUCUUUAAGGCCUGGGCCGUGGAGACCGGGAAGUAUCAGGAAGGAGUGGACGAGCCGGAUCCGGCCAAAUGGAAAGCGCAGCUGAGGUGCGCCCUCAACAAGAGCCGAGAGUUCAACCUCAUCUACGACGGGACCAAAGAGGUUCCCAUGAACCCGCUGAAGAUCUACGACGUGUGUGACAUCCCUCAGACGCACAGUAACCCGGGUUCGGUUCCCACGUAUGAGACUGAUGGCGAUGAAGACGACGUUCCCGACACUCCUGAACCUCUUCCUCCGUAUCCACCGCACGGCGUGAGCUCGUCUCCGCUGGCUGUGGUCUGGACUCCUCCGGGCUCCGUGUCUCCCAUGCAGCCUCCCAGCUGUCCUCCUCCAUCUGCUCCUCCGUCUGUGGAGGUGUGGCCCAAGAAGGAGCCUCUGGACGUGGAGAUGCAGGCUCCGCCCAUGGAGCUACAGACACUCACGCCGCUGGAGGCCAUGUUCGCCACACCGGAGACCUGGAUCAGCUCCCUGCCCAUGACGGAUCUGGAGGUGCAGUUCUAUUACCGCGGUAAGGAGGUGUGUCCUCCGGUGACCGUCAGUAACCCGCAGGGCUGUCGUCUGUUCUACGGUGAUCUGGGGCCAAUCGCAAACCAGGAGGAGCUGUUCGGGCCGGUCAGUCUGGAGCAACUGCGCUUCCCCUCCACCGAACACAUCACCAACGACAAGCAGCGAGUGUUCACCAGCCGCCUGCUGGACGUCAUGGACCGCGGCCUCAUCCUGGAGGUGAGCGGACACGACAUCUACGCCGUGCGCCUCUGCCAGUGUAAGGUGUACUGGUCCGGCCCCUGCGCGCCCAACCCCAACGCACCAAACCUGAUCGAGCGCCAGCAAAGGGUCAAGCUCUUCUGCCUCGAGUCCUUCCUCAGCGGAGUGAUCACUCACCAGCGCGGUCAGUCCUCGUCCCAGUCUCCUCUCUAUGAUAUUCACCUGUGUUUCGGCGAGGAAUGGCCCGACGACAGACCGCGAGAACGCAAGCUCAUCAUGGUGCAGGUGGUCCCGGUGGUGGCGCGGAUGAUCAGUGAGAUGUUUUCGGGCGACUGCACGCGCUCCUUCGACAGUGGCAGCGUGCGGCUGCAGAUCUCCAUCCCUGACAUCAAGGACAACAUCGUGAUGCAGCUGAAGCAUCUCUACCGGCUCCUGCAGACUCACCAGGGGCAGGAGAACUGGCCGCUUCCUCCCGCACACUGAGACGCUUUCAGACUGUGGACCAAGUCUAGCACUCAUUAAUGAUUAAUCCGAUUUACUGAGCUUUUAUCAGCUCGACCCGCUUCCUGGUGUCUGAGCUUUUAUUGUGCUUUUACUACUGAUGUGUUACGCAAAGUUUUCCGCACUCUUCCCAAUCUUGUAGUUUUAACCGUCCUAUGUGUCUGAAGUCCCAUCAUGUAGAUUAGUGUAUGAAUGUUAUAUGGAUUUAUCAAAUAAAAAGAGAAAAUCACACAAA
Carassius auratus (goldfish) is the source of this 1914-nucleotide messenger RNA. Its product is annotated as interferon regulatory factor 6-like. Gene Ontology annotation, cellular component: nucleus. Gene Ontology annotation, biological process: immune system process; regulation of transcription by RNA polymerase II. Gene Ontology annotation, molecular function: DNA-binding transcription factor activity, RNA polymerase II-specific; protein binding; RNA polymerase II cis-regulatory region sequence-specific DNA binding. Lineage: Eukaryota; Metazoa; Chordata; Actinopteri; Cypriniformes; Cyprinidae. The record is from RefSeq and is a predicted model, not a curated record. The coding region runs from base 270 to 1661 and encodes 463 amino acids. The transcript is spliced from 8 exons.